Caenorhabditis sp. 36 PRJEB53466 is the source of this 847-nucleotide messenger RNA. Lineage: Eukaryota; Metazoa; Nematoda; Chromadorea; Rhabditida; Rhabditidae. The record is from the annotation of a GenBank genome assembly.
AUGUCGGUUGUGGUCGUGCACGAAGAUUCCGAUUUCAACAGAAAGUUUUCUGCUGCGAACGGGAAGGCCGUGUUUGUCGACUUUACCGCUUCCUGGUUUGCUAUUCUGUCGUUUUGAUCUUUAACGUGCAGUAUUUUAGGUGUGGACCCUGCCAGUACAUCGCACCGGUUUUUAAUGAUCUUGCAAAUCAGUACAAAGGUUCCGUAUUUCUGAAGGUUGAUGUAGACGAAUGCCGUGCGACUGCUGCCAAAUUCGAAGUCAACGCCAUGCCGACUUUCAUUGCAUUCGUUGGUGGACAAAAGAAAGCGACAAUCCAAGGGGCUGAUGAAAGUGGAUUACGGUCAAUGGUCGCAAAAUAUGCAUCGACAAGUGCUGCUUGGUCAGGAACCGGACAAGUUCGAUUUACAUUUUUAAAUAAUUAAAACAGUACAAUUUUAAGAGGCUCUCUUCUUCCACCGGGGCGACUUCUUCAGCUGCGAACGCAGGUCAGCGGCCAUCGUCUUCAAACGUCGCUCCCGGACCGGAUCCAUUGGGAGCAGUCAAUGAACUUCUCGAAUCUCUUAAUGGACGUCUUCGAGGAAUCGGCUUGACUGAUAUCAACGCUGGCGGCAUCACUGUGCAGCCAUCUCACUUGCUGAUCGCACUCGUCCUUCUCUUCUUCAUGGGACCGUUCGGUCUCGUUAUCGGCGGCGCCAUCUGCUUCUUUACACAACCGCGUGGAGCCGGUGGAGCAAGACAGCAGCCUUCGCAAGGAACCGGUGCGACUGGUCAAUCGGGUCGGCAACAACCAUCGUCUUCUGGAACACGAGCAUUCGGAGGAGCUGGCCACCGUCUCGGAGGAAGUUAA